UGUGUUUAUUGACAAAAAAACCUAAAACAUCCUAAAAAUAUCCGUUUUUGUGGGAAAAUUAUUAAAGAUGCGAUAUUAGUCCUAUGCUAUUAUUUGUACAAAUUUUAAUAUUUAACAAAGUUUGCCUUAACGUUGAAGAUCGGCGAGACUUGAAAGACGCAAUAAAAUUACACCGAUUUUGCGAACACAAUGCGUUCCUCUAAUACAAGAAACCGGGAAGCGGCUUAUUUUGGAAAUAAAAACUGAUUCGAGCUACUUGCGAUGAAUUUUCCCUGCCCAGCGACGAUUUUUCGAAAGCAAUCUUGUUAAUUCGAUGGAGGAAAUUUUCUAAAACUGUCAGAAACACACAGCAUUAAAAUCCGAAGCAUUUGGUUGUGUCGCGCCGUUGCUCGACCUUAUCUGGCGCAGUCGGUAUCGAAGUCGGGUACCGUCGCGACGCUAGACCUCGGGACGCCCGGCGUCGUCCUGGAAGCGUACCCGGUCGAACGGCUCCCGCCCCGACAUUCUAUUCGCCUCGCGUUUCGACGCAAAUGGUGGGGGGCGCGACGUCGCGACGCGUCUUUCCCGGCGCUCAGUCAGUGGACGGCGGCAGUAUGUGGAGGUGGCUGCUCUUUGUGGCGCUGGUGGCGGCCAAGCGAGCUCCAACGACCACUCACCACCAGGACCAGUCCGUCAUCGAGGAGGUCAACGCGAAACAGCUCGACAGACUUCUCCAGGACAAGGGCUACGUCGCCGUGUUCUGGUACACGAGAAGCUGCACGACCUGCGACAAAGUCUUGGCGGAGUUGGAGCAGAUAGACGAUGAUACCGACUCCUUCGGCGUGGACUUCGUGAAGAUAAACGACAAGCGAGUAGCCAAACAGUAUGGCAUCAACAAGUUUCCCGCCCUUACUUACUUCAGGGAGAAGCAGCCGAUCAUCUAUGAAGGUGACUUGAUGGACGAAGAGAAUGUUCUGGAUUUCUUGACGAGUUUGGAGGCGAUGGACUUGCCCGAUCGGAUCGAGGAAGUAAACGCCAGGAUUUUGGAGAAGAUCGUGCAAGAGACAGACUUCGUCGCGGUGUUGUUCUGUCCGGACGUGGACACAUGCUCCAAAGCGGCUGCUAAUAAACCGGAAUGCAAAAAGUGUUCGAAAGUCCUAUUGGAAUUGGAGAACAUCGACGACGAGGCCGACCAACUGGGCAUCGGUUUCGUCAAAAUCAACGAUGAGAGUCUUGCAGACGAAUACAACUUAUCCCCCCUGCCAGCCCUUGUUUACUACCGACACCAAAUCCCUAUCAUCUACGAAGGCGACCUAACGAAAGAGGAAGACGUGUUGGAGUGGUUAGUCCAGCACAAGAGCACCGGCGACGAAGACGACAUCAUCGAAGACGUCACACUAAAAACCCUCGGCACUUUAAUCAGUAGCGUCGAUCACCUUGCCGUCCUUUUCUACGAUCACGGUGAUGAAGAGUCUAUGUCGGCUCUGGAAGAGCUCGAGCACAUCGAUGAUGACUGCGACAAAUACGGUAUCCAGUUCGUCAAGAUCGAUGAUCCCAACGCUGCCGAAGAAUACGGGUUGGACAGCCUGCCUUCCGUCGUCUACUUCGAAAAAGGCAUCCCAAACGUGUACGACGGGAACCUGGAGGAGGAGGACGAGUUUCUGGAGUGGCUCGUCGAGCAGCUGGAGAAGGACGAGAUCGAAGAUGUCACGGACGAGAUGCUGGAUAAACUCAUAGCGGAAGGGAAAAAUUUAGCUGUGUUGUUCUACGACGACGACGACAAGAAGUCUCAGAAGGUGCUCAAUGAGUUGGAGAACAUCGACGAUGAGUGCGACAAGCUCGGUAUCGUUUUCGUCAAAAUAGAUAACGAUGACGAAGCUAAAGAGUACGGCAUAGAGAAGAUCCCAUCGCUCGUCUACUUCGAGAAAGGUAUUCCUACUCUGUACGAAGGCAAUCUCGAGGACGAGGACAAGGUGCUCAAGUGGCUCGAGUAUCAGCUCAAGAGUGACGAGAUCGAAGAGGUCACCGACGAAAUGCUGGACAUGCUCAUCGCCAAGAGGCCUCACGUCGCGGUGCUCUUCUAUGAUAAAGACCAAAAGAAGAGUCAGAAGAUCCUCGCCGAGUUGGAGAAUAUCGACGACGAGUGCGACGAGAACAAUAUCGUUUUCGUCAAGAUCGACAACGAUGCCGAAGCCAAGGAAUACGGCAUCGACAACAUUCCCAGCUUGGUAUUCUUCGAGAAGCGCAUCCCCCAUCUGUACGAGGGCGAUCUGAUAAAGGAAGACGAGCUGCUUGGCUGGCUCAUACACCAGAAGAAACACAGCGAAAUACCCGACAUAACCGACGAGAUGAUGGACCUGCUGAUCGACUCGCAGAAAUACCUGGCGGUGUUGUUUUACGACAAAGACGACAAACAGGACAUCAGGGUAUUGAACGAACUGGAAAACAUCGACGACGACUUGGAGAAAGAGGGGAUCGUUAUAGUGAGGAUCGACAACGACGCCGAAGCUAAAGAAUUCGGUAUCGACCACCUCCCCACUCUCGUCUAUUUCGAAGACAAAAUUCCGUCGAUUUACGAGGGGGAUUUGAUGAACGAGGACGAGGUGCUCAAGUGGCUGAUCGAACAGAAGCAAACGGCCACCAUCGAGGAAGUCACCGACGAAAUUAUCGAGGACCUGAUCCAGGAGCACGAGUACGUGGUCGUAUACUUUAGCGGCAACUGCGAGGAGGGCGAGAAGUGCGACGACAUAUUGGAAGAGCUGGAGAAUAUCGACGAUGAGCUGGACGAGACCGGCAUCAUCUUCGUGACCACUGAGGAUACGGCGUUCGCCAAGAAGCAGGGGAUCAAAACGUUCCCCAAACUGGUGUUCUUUAGGAAUAAGGAACCGUUGGUGUACCAAGGGGAUAUCGAAGACGAGGACGAAGUUUUGGCCUGGUUAACCGACGAAGACACCCUGGAAAUUCCGGAUAAGAUCGAGGAAGUCAACGUCAAGAUGUUGGACAAGAUUUUGGCGGAGAAUGAACACGUCGUCGUUUACUUCUACAAGGAGGGCGACAAAAAAUCGCAAAAGAUUCUGCAGGAGUUGGAGAAUAUCGACGACGAGUGCGAGGACAAAGACAUCGACUUCGUGAAGAUAUCCGACGAGGGUAUACAGCAGGAGUACGACUUGUCCGUCCUGCCGGCGGUCGUCUUCUACAGGAACCGCUUCAGGGAGAUUUACGAAGGCGAUCUGAUGCACGAGGAAGCCAUAUUGGAGUGGGUCUUAAACCUGAGGGAUGCCGCCCCCGAUGUGAUCGAGAAUGUGGACAGGAAAACCCUGCAGGUUCUCAUCAACGACGUCGAACAUUUGGCGGUCCUGUUUUACACGGACGAUUGCGACGAGUGCGACGAAGUCCUGGAGGAGUUGGAGACUAUCGACGACGAUACCGACAAGCAGGGCAUACAGUUCGUCAAGUCGAAGGACCAAAAACUGGCCUCCGAGAUCGGCAUAUUCAGUUUCCCCGCUUUGGUGUACUACGAGACGGGAGUGCCCAUCAUGUUCGACGGAAACCUGCUCGACGUGAACGAGGUCUUGGAUUGGAUGGUGGAUCAGAAAAACGACGAGAGCAUCGAGGAGAUCAACAGGGAGUUGCUUUUCAAGUACAUCGACACCAAGGAAUUUCUGGCAGUCGUUUUCUAUAAAGAGGAGGACCCAGAAAGUCCACGUAUACUGAGGCACAUCGAGUUGAUAGACGACGAGGCGCUCGAGUACGGCAUCAAGAUCGUCAAGAUGAAAGACCGAUUGAUGGCGAAGAAGUACGGUUUCAGGAAUCCGCCGGGAGUGACGUACUUCCGUAAGGGGAAGCACAUCAACUACGACGGGGACAUCGACGACGAGGAAGAGUUGCUCGACUGGCUCACCGAUCCGGAAAACAUGGAGCUGACGGACCACAUCGAACGCGUCAACAGGAAGAUGUUCGACAAGAUCAGACAGAGGUCGGACUACGUCGCCGUUUUUUUGUACAGCAGCGAUUGCAAACAGUGUCCCCGGGUUCUGCUCGAAGUCGAGCACAUCGACGACGAGGCCGAUUCCGCCGGGAUUAACUUCGUCAAGGUCGACGACAAAUCGAUGGCGAAAGAGUUCGGGGUGUUCGCGUUGCCUGCCAUUUUGUUCUUCAAAUCGGGUUCGCGAGAGCCGGUGAUUUACGCGGGCGACCUCUACGACGAGCAACAGAUCUUGCAGUGGCUGAUGACGCAGAAAGAUCCGUCAGGUGACGUCAUCGAGGCCUCGGAAGGCGGCGAACUGUUGAAUCUGAUCGAGGACGAGGACGCGCUCGCGGUGUAUUUCUGGAACAAGACGCUCUGCGACCUGUGCAACGAAAUGGAAGAGCAGCACAGGAGCAGGAAGGGACAGAAGAAACAGGAAGAGAGCGUUCAGGAGGCCGCAGUCGUAGUAAACGGUACCGAUGAGUUUAAUGAACCCCCUCUAAACCCAGAUUUUGACAGCGACGACUGCGAGCAAUGCGCGCGCAUCCUAGAGGAACUCGAGAACAUCGACGACGACUGCGAACGACACGGUAUCAAGUUCGUCAAAACGCAAGACCUGAAAAUAGCGGAGAAAUACGGAGCGACCGAUUUCCCUGUGCUCAUGUACUUCGAGAAGGGAGUGGGGGGCGUGUUCGAGGGCGACCUUGAGGAGGAGGAAGAAGUACUCCAGUGGCUUAUCCAGCAAAGUACCGAGGAUCGUAUAGAGCUCAUCACGCGGGUCAUGCUCGAGUCGAUGGUAGAAGACACCCAGUACCUGGCUGUGUACUUUUACAAGCAGAACUGCCACAUAUGCGAGCAGAUACUGGAGGAACUCGAGCAGAUCGAUGACGAAUGCGACGUCUACGGCAUUCACCUGGUGCGAAUCCAGGAUCCCCAGCUGGCCAAAAGGUACAGCAUCAAAACGUUUCCUGCUCUGGUUUACUUUCGGAACGGCAACCCGCUACUGUUCGAGGGGGACUUGCAGAACGAACAGUCAGUUUUGGAAUGGCUCAUCGACGACGAUAAUAGAGAACUCGCCGACGAGAUAGAGUCAGUCAAUAAACGCAUGCUGACCAGGCUGCUGAGCGAGUCGCCAUUUUUGGCCGUUUUCUUUUAUGACGAAGACUGUCCUGAGUGCGACGAGAUCCUGGAGAACCUGGAGCAGAUCGAUGGCGAAGCGGACCUGUUCGGCAUAGAUUUCGUGAAAAUUUGUAGCGCGGAAGCUGCCGCGGAGCAAGGCUUGCACACCCUGCCCGCGUUGAUGUACUUCCGGAAGAAGAAACCGAUGGUGUACGACGGUGACCUGACGCAGGCGGACAGGGUGCUCGAUUGGCUCACCUCCCAGGACGUGUUCGAGAUCAAAAACGAAAUUGAGGAAGUCAACAAGAAGAUGCUCGAGAAGUUGUUGGAGGAGAACGAGUUCGUCACCGUGUUUUUCUACGAGUUGAACUCGGAGGAAAGUAGACAUAUCAUGGACAAGCUGGAGAACAUCGAUCAGGAGACCGACAACUUCGACAUAACCUUCGUCAAGAUGGCGGACGCCCGCUACGCGCGUAAAUGGGGCGUUACCAACUUGCCCGCGAUCGUUUACUUCCGCAGGCGUUUCCCCAGCAUUUAUCGAGGCGAUUUACAUUCCGAACGUGACGUGCUCGAGUGGCUACGAAAGAACAGGUACAGGCAGCCGGAGUUGAACAUCUUUAUGUACGCGCUACUCGCGCUGAGCAUUGCCUUUGUGAUCUACACUGCGUUCUUGCUUCAGUGCUUCAAACCGCCGCCCACCGCGAUAGUGCCGCACAACAAACAGAGUUAGAAACGAGUGCGCGUGCCCAUCGAGAUCGUGCGUAAAACAGUUGCGGGUUAUCCGGACAAAAACGAUCGAACGGGAAGGCAAGUAGCGUCCUUUAUUAAUAGACUGGUCGUCGAGAGUCGCGGAACCUUCGACAGGGCGGGUGCGCACAACGCCGGUUUUGUUGUUUUUCUCCUUUUCAAGUAACUUUCGCGUUUUCUUUUUUAUCGAUGUUAAAAUCUUGGACCAAAUUGCGGUGUUCGACAGCAUUCCCGACGGAACUGACGUAACGAUUCACAUUUUUCACCCACACUUAAAUCGGAACAUCGGCAUAAAUUCAAAAUGUACCAUUAUGUAAAUACUCUUGUAAAUAAAAUAUUAUCCAUCGAAACUCGUC
This is a messenger RNA of Cylas formicarius (sweet potato weevil), 6168 nucleotides long. RefSeq lists its product as uncharacterized. The coding region runs from base 531 to 5795 and encodes 1754 amino acids. NCBI's taxonomy places the organism in Eukaryota, Metazoa, Arthropoda, Insecta, Coleoptera, Brentidae. The transcript is spliced from 21 exons. The record is from RefSeq and is a predicted model, not a curated record.